GUUGAAGAAUUUUCUUUUUGUGUAUUGCUAUAAAGAAGAUAAUCUAUAUACGCACUUUCUAAGUUGACAAUCACUUGAAUGCUUGGAGGGAAGGUACAUCAACAAUUUAAAUUAAUAUAUACCUAGCUAACUCCUUCUGACCUUUUAUAUAUUUAGACGCACAUAGGAGUUGCAGAAAACUUCAAGCACUUGAGAACAAAAUUUCUAAGUUAACAAUCACUUGAAAUGCUUGGAGGGAAGGUACAUGAGCAAUUUAAAUUAAUAUAUACCUAGCUAACUCCUUCUGACCUUUUUUGGGCUUAUGCUAAAACUUGUAUUUAUUGUUUUUAUCUAACUUCUUGUUUUUUUCUGUUUUGAGUAAUUGCACUAGGCUGAAUUUCUUAGGUAUAUUUCAGAUCAAUGGAGGGGGAGAAACCAUUGUACUCAUUACUAUAUUACUCAUUUGAGCUACUAGAAGUACAAUGAAAUCAAUAGAUCAAGGAGAGAUUAAGAUUGGGGAUAACAUGGUGCAGGCAGGGAGUAGAUGCAGAGAUGAUAGAUUGUCACUUCUGGGAAUGACUGCUCUUGUUACUGGUGGAACACAAGGAAUUGGGCAUGCUGUUGUGGAGGAAUUGGCAGGGCUAGGUGCAAGAGUACAUACAUGCUCAAGGAAUGAAGCCAAUCUCAAUGCAUGCUUACAUGAUUGGGAGAUGAAGGGUUUCCAAGUCACAGGUUCAGUUUGUGAUGUGAUGUCUCGAGGUGAACGAGUCAAGCUGAUGGACACAGUAUCCUCAGUGUUUAGCAGGAGACUUAAUAUACUUAUAAACAAUGUGGGGACAAACAUCUGGAAACCGACUGUAGAUUACAUAGCUGAAGAAUUCUCUACUGUUAUGACUACCAAUCUUGAAUAUGCUUACCAUUUAUGCCAGCUGGCACAUCCUCUUUUGAAAGCAUCAGGAGUAGGAAGCAUUGUUUGUAUUUCUGCUAUUGCUGGUGUGGUGGCACUAAAUGUUGGAUCUAUUUAUGGUGCAAGUAAAGGAGCAAUAAACCAACUAACUAAAGAUUUGGCAUGCAAGUGGGCGAAAGACAAUAUUAGGAGUAAUUGUGUAGCACCUUGGUUUAUCAGAACCCCCUUGGUUGAAGCUAUAAACAAUGUGGGGACAAACAUCUGGAAACCGACUGUAGAUUACACAGCUGAAGAAUUCUCUACUGUUAUGACUACCAAUCUUGAAUCUGCUUACCAUUUAUGCCAGCUGGCACAUCCUCUUUUGAAAGCAUCAGGAGUAGGAAGCAUUGUUUGUAUUUCUUCUAUUGCUGGUGUGGUGGCACUAAAUGUUGGAUCUAUUUAUGGUGCAAGUAAAGGAGCAAUAAACCAACUAAAGAUUUGGCAUGGGAGUGGGCCAAAGACAAUAUUAGGAGUAAUUGUGUAGCACCUUGGUUUAUCAGAACCCCCUUGGUUGAAGCUGCUCUCAAUGACUAGCAAUUUUCGAAAUUGGUAAAUGCAAGAACUCCUCUUGGACGCCCUGGAGAGCCAAAGUUUUGUCCCUUGUGGCAUUCCUUUGCCUGCCUGCAUCCUCUUACAUAACCGGGCAGAUUAUUUGUGUGGAUGGAGGGGGGCAGUGAGUGACUGACAAUAAACAUCAAUCUCCUUAUGAUUUUUAAAUGAGACAUUUCCAUAUGUUCUCUACUGUAAAAGUGGCAUUUUAAAUUCCAUCCAAUGUGAACUGGAUGAGGGUGAGAGGUAAAUUUGUAACCCUCCUGAUCUAAUUAUCUUGACAAUGGGAGAAAAAAAAGAGAGGAUAAAUCGCAAAGCUUUCCUUCCA
Molecule: messenger RNA, 1802 nt
Organism: Quercus lobata
Lineage: Eukaryota; Viridiplantae; Streptophyta; Magnoliopsida; Fagales; Fagaceae
Product: tropinone reductase homolog At5g06060-like
Exons: 7
Coding region: 462-1409 (315 amino acids)
Molecular function (GO): oxidoreductase activity
Source: RefSeq, a predicted model, not a curated record